GCUUGGUUAUGCCGCAUGCCGCAUGCUCUCUGCGCUGAUCUCUGGUGAGCAUGCGGCGGUUGCAGCAGCCGGGCGAGGCGACAGAGGCUAGAACAAGAGCACGAGGAGGAUGAUGCGAACGAGGGCGGUCACUCCGCUACGCAGAAUAGCCAGGGAUAGGGUCCGCUCGAAAACGGCGCGGCCAACGGCGGCUGACCAUGUCACAUCAGCGAAUGGCUCGGGUCUACUUACGCAACAGCGGCUCGGGUUGGCGAGGCAUCGCUGCAGUGCUGCUGGCAUGAUCUACAUGCUUCCCCCUACCAGCAAUCGUGCCAAUGGCGUUGGAUUGGGUGCAUUGCCUUCGCCAGUGGAAUAUCGCUUCCACAGCUCGUCCUGCUUUCCUCUGUUGUCUAGGGCCGAUCGAGAUGCACGGCAUGUUGAACGGGCUACGGUGGGAUGCCUGCGGUCGGCAGCAUCGCCGCGGAAGAUGUCGAUACUGACGGAGGCAUCCUCUAAAGUGGGCAGCGCGACGGCAAAUGGCAUCACGUUCGAGACCGGAAAGAUCGCCCAGCUGGCGGACGGAUUCGUGACGGCGAGGCAGGGGGGUACGGUGGUGAUGGUUUCGGCCGUGAGCAACAGGGCGGAGAUGGACGACUCUGGCUUCCUUCCCCUCUCGGUCGACUACCGCGAAAAGGCACACGCCCUGGGAAAGAUUCCUCGGACGCCUAACCGGCGGGACGGGAGGGAGACUGACGAAGAGGUGCUGGUGGCGAGGGCGGUGGACAGGGUGCUCAGGCCGCUAUUCCCCCCGGGGUACUGCUUCGACACGCAGGUUGUCGCCACUGUGCAAGCUUUGGAGGCGGGGGGAGAUCCGGUCGUGGUUGCCAUCAACGCCGCCUCAGCCGCGCUCUGCGUGUCCAACAUCCCUUGGGAUGGGCCGGCGGGCUGCGUGCGAAUAGGCCGCGUGGACGGCAGGCUCGUGGUGAACCCUUCCCCAGAUACCUUUUCGCCCACCGCUUGGAACGACGGCGGGGGGUUCGACCUGCUCUACGCGGCAAACGAGCACCGGGUGUUGAUGAUCGAAAUGGGGGGUGGGCCCACGGGCGAACGGUUGAUGGACUUGGCCCUCAAGCUCGCCCACAAACAUGUGGCGCCGCUAAUCGAGGCCCAGCGCGCUCUGCAGCGGGACGCGGGCAAGGAGAAGGUCCUUCCGCGCUCCGACGCGGCCCCGUCACCGAGUAUGCUCACAGAGGCCAUGCGUGUUGGGCUGCCGGACGCGAAGGCUCUUUUCGCGGCACCACCUAAGGGCGGCGAUGACGCCACUGCCGGAGAGAGUGGAAACUCCUCGAAGGAGGAUCGGGGGAGGGCCGAAGGGGUGCUCCUGGGGAGGGUCCGCGAAGCGCUGGCGACGAGCUUUCCCGACGCUCCUCCGGCGGCAAGGGUUGCGGCUGCGGAGGCGGUGCUGAAGCGGGCCAUGCGGGCGGCGAUCGUGGAAGAGGGCCGUCGUCCGGACGGUCGAGGGAUAGGCGAGACGCGCGACCUCACCGGAGAGGUGGACGUUCUCCCGACGGUGCACGGGUCGGGCAUGUUCACACGCGGUCAGACGCAGACCCUGGCUACCGUCACCCUCGGCCCCGCCCUGGAGUCCGCGCCGCAGCGGUUCCUCGGCAAAGCACCAGAGGCCCCAGACAUGCUCGACGCCAGGCUUUACCUGCAUUACGAGUUCCCCCCCUACUGCGUCAACGAGACGGGCAAGGUGGGACUUGUGAACCGGCGAAUGGUUGGACACGGCAACCUCGCCGAACGCGCGGUGCUGUCCGUAAUGCCAGAGACGGAGACCUUCCCGUACACCACGCGCGUGUCUGCCGAGGCGAGUGACGAUGAGCAAUGGAUCGUCUUCGAUGGCGACAGCGUGUGCCACGUCUCUGGCUCUCAUGGAUGCCGGAGUUCCGGUGUCUUCGCCAGUUGGAGGCAUUUCCGAUGGGUGGGAUUGAUGACGAUGGACGCACCUGCGGACGGAGAGGACAUCGGGCCGCACUCGAUCCUGAUGGAUAUCCAGGGGACGGAGGACCACUACGGGGACAUGGACUUCAAGGUCGCGGGGACGGCGAUGGGCAUCACAGCGAUUCAGCUUGACGUGAAACUCAGGGGAGGUGUUCCUCUACCAGUUCUCAGCGAAGCGCUCAGGGUUGCCAGGGCAGGCCGUGCACAGGUCCUGAAGGCGAUGAAGAAAGCGAUUGGGUCGCCCAACGGUACUCUCAAGGACCGAGCCCCUCGGUGCGAGAUCGUCCACUUCGAGGCCGACCGGAAGAAGGACCUCGUCGGCUUCCAGGGGCAGACCAUGAAGGGAAUCGAAGAAAACUUCGGCGUGGCACUGGACCUCUCCACCGAGGGAAGAGCGGUGGUGUUCUCCGACAGCGCCCAAAGCGUAGCUGGGGCAGUGAAGCUCGUACGAGAGCUGGUGCACGAAAUCGAAGAGGGGGACUUCUACGAGGGAACAGUGAAGACAGUACACGAAUAUGGUUGCCUGGUGGAGCUGCUUCGCAACCAGCAGGGCCUGCUGCAUGUGUCCAACAUGACUGACAAGCUGCCUGCCCCGCCAGCGAGAGAUAUCGUCAAAGUCGGGGAUACUGUGGAGGUCAGGGUCAUGGAGGUGGACAGACUCCGCGGCCUGAUCAAGCUUGCCUCGGAGAGCCACCCAUCUUCGUCGACGUCCAAACCUGGCCAGGGGCGACGAAGUCCGACAGUGGCAGGAGAGGACGAAGAGAUGCAGAAAGCGAGCCAAUGAGGAGUUGAUACCAUCCUCCAUCCGAAUUGCGCAAGAGACUAAAUAGCAAAUAUGGAGUUUCUCGCUUGACGGAAGAGUGGCGUCUGGUAUGCUGUCCGCCUGUUGGAGCGAGUACUCACGGAGGGACGCAGCAGGACCGCUUGCCUUGAGUGAGCCUCGUAUUCUUUCUUCCUCCCGACGGCGAAGGACAGCGAUCGGAAAGCCUUCGUCUGAGGGCUUUCUACGCAUACCGCGGCCAAGUUAUUUUCUUCAGUCUUUAGUGAGGAAACCCUCUGGUUGCAGGUUGUCGGGCGGUGGCAUGCUUCUGACAUUUUCCGCUCCACGGCCUCCUCGCCCAAGGUUUGCUUGUGCAGAAGUCGCCAUCUUACCAUUGCGGUAGAGCAAAAAACACUUGUGGCACGCACUUCGCUGAUUGGUCUCAACUACGCGCAGUUUUUUGCGUUAAGAUAGGUCGGAGUUCGUAAGAUGGAAAGGCAAGACCUUGCGGUAUGUGGCAACGGAGAGCUUGAAUUAGAUGAUGGUGAAAUAAACAGCGAUUCAAAUGCGCGGCCGCAAUACUAGUCCUCUUCCGUUGUUCGUUAGUAUAUCUAAACCUCAAAUACUCUUUCCCGUUGUAGUAACUCCCCCGCCUUCGCGUCAGACGCCAACAGUACGCUUAGUACAGUAUGGAGAGCCGUACUAAACGCAACAGUACUACAACAUCGAGAAUCGGUACUGAGGUUUGUAUCAGUACAGUAUGAAAAGCCGUACUAAAAGUACAGUAUGGAGAGCGGU
Molecule: messenger RNA, 3541 nt
Organism: Ectocarpus sp. CCAP 1310/34
Lineage: Eukaryota; Phaeophyceae; Ectocarpales; Ectocarpaceae
Source: the annotation of a GenBank genome assembly